AUGUCUGGCAGAUGUCGUUAUAAAUUAAUCGAUAUUGGUGCUAACUUAUGUCAUCCAAGCUUUCGGAAUGAUCUAAAUGAGGUUAUUGAACGAGCAAAACAAUCAGGUUUGUGCAAAAUAAUGAUUACGGGAACAUCGGUAGAACUAAGCAAGGAAGCUCGAGAACUGGCACGACAGUUUCCAAAUUUUCUCUUCUUUACAGCAGGUGUCCAUCCUCAUGAUGCAAAAGACUUUGAUAAUAAUACAAUAUAUGAACUAAGAAAACUAUGCAAUGAACCUGGUUGUGUAGCAGUAGGUGAAUGUGGUCUGGAUUUUAAUCGAAAUUUUUCACCACAAGAUCAGCAAAAGUUGGUUUUUGAUGAACAGCUUCGAUUGGCAUGUGAUUUGAAGAAACCAUUAUUUAUUCACGAAAGAGAUGCACAUCAGGAUAUGGUUGCUGCUCUGACCAGGUAUAAAGAACAAUUACCUCCAGUGGUUAUACAUUGUUUCACGGGUAAAGCCGUAGAAGCUGAAACGUAUAUUAAGAUGGGCUGCUAUAUUGGAUUAACUGGUUUUUUAUGGAAAGAUCGAAGCGAUAAUGGUUUAAAGUAUGCAUUGCGUCAUUGUAGAAUACCAUUGGACAGAGUUGUUUUGGAAACUGAUGCACCGUUUAUGUAUCCGAAAAUUGAUGACAAGAAGAUUCCAUUUGAAAUUCGUAAUUGCAUCACGGAUGAAGCAAAAAAAUUUCAUAAAUUUGCAUCAUUUAACAGAAAUGAACCAUGUACUUUAGCGGCUAUUUGUGAGCUUAUUGCUGCUUAUAUGAAUGAAGAUCCAAUAAAAGUAGCUAAUAUUACUACGGCAAAUGCUAAACACAUAUAUGGUCUAGAAUAA
Molecule: messenger RNA, 870 nt
Organism: Brugia malayi
Lineage: Eukaryota; Metazoa; Nematoda; Chromadorea; Rhabditida; Onchocercidae
Gene: Bma-crn-2
Product: hydrolase, TatD family protein
Exons: 6
Coding region: 1-870 (289 amino acids)
Cellular component (GO): cytosol
Molecular function (GO): single-stranded DNA 3'-5' DNA exonuclease activity
Source: RefSeq, a predicted model, not a curated record